Molecule: messenger RNA, 468 nt
Organism: Batrachochytrium dendrobatidis JAM81
Lineage: Eukaryota; Fungi; Chytridiomycota; Chytridiomycetes; Rhizophydiales
Exons: 1
Source: RefSeq, a predicted model, not a curated record
AAUCUACAAGUCAUUGUCAAACUCACCAACAUUCAACUGACACCAUCCAAACCUAAAUACAACGAGGGAAACUGGCACAUUGAAGGUCCAAUUAACGAAUCGAUUGUUGCAACUGGACUGUAUUACUACGAUGUGGAAAAUAUCACCACACCCAAACUCGAUUUCCGCGUGGCUGUUGAUCGUUUUGAAUAUCAAAUAGCAUCUGAGAUGUAUUGGAAAGAUGUGUAUGGCAUUAAUCGAGAAUCACUAUCUAAUCAGUAUAUAGGAUCGCUUGAAUUACCAAAUGGUCGAUGUGUAGUUUAUCCCAAUCGAUACCAACACAAGGAACAAUCAUUUGAACUUGCAGAUCUAACUCAACCAGGACACUGCAAGAUUUUGACAUUUUUUGUAGUGAAUCCAUCUUGUCGGAUUGUUUCGACUGCGCAUGUGGCUCCACAACAACCACAAUGGUACAACUCGAGUCUUGAC